Lodderomyces beijingensis is the source of this 834-nucleotide messenger RNA. The record is from the annotation of a GenBank genome assembly. NCBI's taxonomy places the organism in Eukaryota, Fungi, Ascomycota, Pichiomycetes, Serinales, Debaryomycetaceae.
AUGUAUAUAAAAAGCGUCUUGGUGUUGCUAGCAUUGGGUAUACAAUCGUUGGCAUUUGGUCCGGUCAUUGGGUCUGUUUCAGUCAAUGACAAGAAAGUGCAUUUUGGAGAAGUCAAUACUCAAGAAGUCAAGAUCUUACCAGUUGAGGCCGUCAAGGAUACAGUCGAUAUCAAAUUCAAGGACGAAACGCUUGACGGAACCCCGGAACAGAUUAUGUUCAGCUUGGCAGAUGUACAACAGCCAUCGUUGGUGACGCAUUUCGUGCCCCUCGUCAAAGGUAAGGAAAUUCUGUUGAAGAUUCCAUUUGCAUCGAUCCCCGACGUCUUGAAAUCCAAAGAGCUGUUGGUUUUGAGCUUGGUUAUUGCCGACUCCAAGAAAAGUGGAAACUAUGUCAAGCGUCUACUUGAGUUGAGACCUACUCAGGAAGUUCAAAGUGCCAGUAAGCGCGAAAGUCCACUUCGCAAAUUUGGAUUACAACCAGAGAUUCAUCACAUUUUCAAAAAAGACGAGAAAACAGUCAACGCCGUGGUGCCGCUUGCAUUUAUUGCAAUUGCCUCGGUGUUGUUCUUGGGCUUGUUCGCAGCUUGGUUCGGCUCAAUUGGUCCAAAGAACAUGUUCAAGACUUUGAAAACUACAUCGAAUGCCCAGUUGCUUCACAAUAUCAGUUUUUUGAUCUCGCUCCUUGGAUUCGAGUUCAACUUUGUCAGGUACUAUCUCGGGCAAUCAAUUUUCGAUACUCUAUUCUAUGGAUUCGUGUUGGGUAUCCCUUCACUUUAUUACGGAAGAGCCGUCUUGAGAGCCUUAGCUGAGAAUCGUUCCUUGGGUAAGCAAUAG